AGCACAUCCUGUUUGUGUCCGCUAGAGUGUGAUCGCUUUGAGGGCAGUAAAGUUUGUUCGCUCGGAAUGGUAAAUAGAUCGACGAAAGAUCGAGGAAAUAAGGACAAAUAGACCGCUAUGACCGAAGAGAAAUCUGCAGUCGAAGAAACGGGUGAACCUAGUGCUACUGAAACAGCGGUGGUUGACAAUGAGGGCAAGGAAUCGACGGAGCAACCUGAGGUAACCGAGGAAGAGAAAGCACAUGGCGACGAAGAAGCCUCUAAAGAAGACGGAGAAGCAGAGGAGAAAUCGAAUCAAGAACAACCUUCUAGAAGACAACGUGGAAGACCAAAGAAGACUGAUAGUGACGAACCAGCCGCCAAGAAACCGAAGACGGGGAAGAAGGAAAGACAAGCUCCGGAAAGGGUGAGCAGUCGUGUAGCGAAUCAAAGAGCUGGGAUUAAGCUUCAAACGACAAAUUUACUGCCUAAAAAGAAAAGAUCGUCAUCAAAGAAAGCCGAUAAGAGCGGUGUGGAUGGCGGAGUAACGACUACGGAGCAAAAUGGUACACCUGUGGAAGUUUGAUUCCUGUGGGGAAAGCUUUAAGCAUUCGCAUCGAUAACCCACAUCUAAAAAGUUUGACACAUGUUUAACAAAGCGUAAUUUUUCGGCACUAUUUUAGUGCAUUCAUUCGGUUUCUUUGUGUGACUUUCACCUGCUAAUUUUAUUGUUUUCAUGACUUCUCCCGACGGACGGCCAUGUUUUUUUAAUCGUUCUCAUUAUUAAUCCCAUCAUAAAUUGAAAAGUUCCAUGCUCACAGUGGCUCUCGUCGGUCACUGGGGCAGGUUAGUUUGAACCUUGUUGUUUCAUUUCAGACUAGUUUAAUUUUAAGUCGUGUUACCCUUUAGUUUAAUGCGUAUGUUUUCAGACGAGGUUGGCAAACGCUCAUUUUUUAAAACAAUUAGUUUUAACCUUCAUGUGGAUUUCGUCUGUUGCUCUCAUAACUUAGUUCAUGUUUUAUAAAGCGUGUACCCUUUUCGUGACUUUUUACAAAAAAUUAUAUCAUUCAUUCAUGAGA
Molecule: messenger RNA, 1057 nt
Organism: Stylophora pistillata
Lineage: Eukaryota; Metazoa; Cnidaria; Anthozoa; Scleractinia; Pocilloporidae
Source: RefSeq, a predicted model, not a curated record